AUCAACAAUUUAAUAUGGUCUUCCUUCCAAACAUGUUGCUUACAAUGUCAUUGGCCUGGGUAGCUAGUGCUGCCACCAUUCCCUCCGGUUUCCAAAAGAGAGGCGACGGGUACAUCAAGUUGGGGUUUGACAUUCAAUCCGCCGGUCACAAAAACAUUUCUCCUCCAGGUUUGUCCAAGAGAAGUGGAACUGAUAAUCUUCCAUUGUUCCAGGACAGCUACUUCUACAAGGCUGAUAUCCAGGUGGGAUCUCGGAACGAUGCUAUUAGCGUGGAAAUCGAUACCGGCUCGUCUGACUUGUGGAUUAUAGACACUUCUGCUGGAGUGAGCACUUCUGCUGGAACCUACGAUUCUUCCAAGUCCUCGACCUACCAGUACGUCAACAACCAGUUUGAGAUUGGGUACGUUGACGGGUCCAGCGCCACCGGAAACCUCGUCAAGGAUACCGUCACGUUGGGGUCUGGGUCAGGAGGGCCAGUGUUGAAAAACCAGGAGUUUGGCGAUGUCACCAGCACCAGUCUUGGUCAGGGUAUUUUCGGUAUUGGGUUCCCUUCUUUGGAAGCUGGACACCAAAAUAGCAAUGCAGCUAUCUACACAAAUAUUCCUGCAAACUUAAAGGCCCAGGGAUACAUCCAGAAGAAUGCUUAUUCGCUCUACUUGGAUGGAGUCGGAGAUAGUAGUGGAACUGUUCUCUUUGGAGGCAUUGAUCACGACAAGUACUCGGGAGACUUGGUGACAUUGCCAGUAACCAACAGUGACAGACUUAAUGUCGAUGUUGACAGUUUUGGUGUUGGUAAUUCCAAUAUUAGCGACGGAACUUCCUAUACCCUAGACUCGGGUUCGACCAACACCUGGUUACCAGCAAGUGCGCUUAAACUGCUUGCUGAUGCCGCAGGAGCCAUUUACGAUUCGAACAUUGGGGCAUAUGUGUUUAGUGACUGCAACAGUAUUCCUGAGGUGAGUGUUAACUUCAAUGGCAUUUCGAUUACGAUACCUUCAACCGAUGUGUCCAAGACGUUGUAUUCGAAUAACGGGAAUGUCCUUGCGCAGUGUGGGCUUCUUUUCUUUGAAAACAAUAACUAUCCCACCUUGGGAGACAACUUUUUGAGACACGCCUACGUGGUAUAUGAUCUUGACGAUCGGGAGAUCUCGCUUGCCCAGGUUGUGUCGAGUGCAAGUGAGAACAUCACCCCGAUUUCGUAGUAUUCCAAAAAUGUUUCUUUAUCAAUAUACGUUUGAGAG
This is a messenger RNA of Yamadazyma tenuis ATCC 10573, 1241 nucleotides long. Its product is annotated as pepsin-like aspartic protease. Gene Ontology annotation, molecular function: aspartic-type endopeptidase activity. Lineage: Eukaryota; Fungi; Ascomycota; Pichiomycetes; Serinales; Debaryomycetaceae. The record is from RefSeq and is a predicted model, not a curated record. Gene Ontology annotation, biological process: proteolysis.